AUGGCCAUGGCGAAACAUUCACAUUUUGCUGCUGAAGAUAUUGCACCUUUACACAGACCUGGUAUACUGACCUUUAUACAGAACUGUCUGAGCGAGAAGAGCAACAAGAACAAUAUGUCUGGCGGGGUGAAGGCGCUGUUGUUUGUUCUGGUCCUUGCUCUUGUCGCUGUGGUGGUGCUGGCUGUGGUCAUCGUACAGAUCAGGGACGACAACAAAGACACUAUGAAGGAGACAUCAGACAAGAAUAAAGGCGACAAGAUUGAUGAAGAGAAGCCUCCAAAAACUAGUGACGAAAUUUGCCUGACUCCAACAUGUAUUACAGCAGCGGCUCGUAUACUGAAGAACGUCGAUGCAAGCGUGCACCCUUGUGACGACUUCUAUAAAUUUGCUUGCGGCGGGUGGCUAAAGAAUAAUGAAAUCCCAGAAGACAGAUCUUAUUAUGACGUUUUCUCAGAAGUAGCGGCCGAUGUGAACAGGAAAGUAAAAAGAAUCUUGGAGGAACCGCCAGCAAGUGAUGACCUCCAAGCGGUGACGAGCGCCAGAAACUUAUACCAGUCUUGUCUUGACCUGGACACAAUGAACAAUCGAGGUGACCAACACUUCAAGGAUUGGCUCAAGGCCAAUAUCGGAGACUCUCCUCUUAUCUCUACAUCUUGGAACGAAGCCACGUUUGAUCUCACUGACGUCGUAAUUAACGCCACCAAACAAGGGUCUAGCCUCCUGGUGGGCAUCUAUCCAGAUGUCGACGACAAAAAUUCGAGUGUACACAUAAUGAAGAUAGACCAGCCUGGUUUGGGCAUGCCGGGUCAGAAGUACUACCUGGUCCCCCGAAAUGACACUAUGCUCAUGGCCUACCAGACAUUCAUCUACAGAGUGGCAGAGACCAUGGGGUUUGCAGAUCCCGCCACAGCUCAGCAAGAUGUGGAGGACAUUGUAGAUUUCGAAGUACAGCUGGCACAGGUGAGGAUAAUACGCUAUUUAAGGCGGGACGCAGAAGCCCUGUACAACCCCAUGACCUUGGCAGAAGUCCAUGGAAACUACAGUACGGGAGAAUUCGACUUCAUGCGGUUCGUGACAUCAUUGCUGACAGCCCCAGAAAUAGGAAUUACAGACUUCACAGAAAAUGAAACCAUAAUCAACAUCUCGCCCUCUUACUUUCGAAACUUCACAGAACUCAUCAGGAACACUCCGAAAAGGACGAUAGCUAACUACGUGUACUGGCGAGUCACGAUGGGCUUCUUGGGUUCCUUAACACAAGAAUACAAAGACCAUAGGUUUGAAUACUACAAGGUUGUGUACGGUGUCAAGACAGAAGAGGCACGGGACAAGAUGUGCUCACGUUACACCAGAUAUCAAACAGGCUUCGCCAUCGGCAAAAUUUUUGUCGAGCGGCACUUUGAACCCGAAGCCAAAGCUAUGGCCCUGGAAAUGAUAGCUGGUCUACAGUCUGCUUUUGAUGAACUAGUGAAUGAACUCUCUUGGAUGGACGCGGAGACGAAAAGACUUGCUCAGGAAAAGAACGAAGUCAUUCAGUCCAAGAUUGGUUACCCGGAAUUUGUGAGAAAUGACACGUAUUUAGAGGAGCUUUACUCAAACCUUACAUUUACAAGUGACCAGUACUUUGAAAACAACCUAAUGAUAAUGAAGGAGGGCUAUGGCAGUUGGAUGCGAGUACUAAGGAAGCCAGUGGACACGGACGCGUGGUUCAUGAGUCCCGCCACUGUUAACGCUUACUACUACGCUAUCAACAACGAAAUCGCGUUUCCAGCCGGAAUUCUGCAGCCACCGUUUUUCAGUAAAGACUUUCCAAAGUCCCUCAACUUUGGAGGUAUUGGCAUGGUGAUAGGACAUGAAAUAACUCAUGGCUUUGACGAUAGAGGUAGACAGUACGACAAAAACGGAAACUUGGAGCAGUGGUGGAGCGACUCCGUUAUCCAAAAUUUCAAAGACAAGGCACAGUGUAUUGUGGAUCAGUAUGGCGCUUACGUCAUGGAGGAGGCCGAUAUGAACCUCAACGGAAUCAACACACAAGGAGAAAACAUCGCAGACAACGGAGGACUCAAGCAGGCUUUUAGGGCUUAUAGAAACUGGGUGAACGCAAGAGGAAAAGAGGAACCAAUCUUACCUGGACUACCUUACUCAAACGAUCAGCUGUUUUUCAUCAAUCAGGCACAGGUUUGGUGUAAUCUGGAAAGAAGAGAGUCUGUUAUACAACUUAUCAGAUCGGGUGUCCAUAGUCCAGGGCAGUAUAGAGUGAUUGGUCCAAACCAGAAUUCUGAGGACUUCUCCCGAGUGUUCAGUUGUCCCAAAACGUCAUUCAUGAACGCGGAAAAGAAGUGCCAAGUGUGGUAG
Messenger RNA from Aplysia californica (California sea hare), 2352 nucleotides. RefSeq names its product membrane metallo-endopeptidase-like 1. Gene Ontology annotation, biological process: protein processing. The transcript is spliced from 22 exons. The coding region runs from base 1 to 2352 and encodes 783 amino acids. Gene Ontology annotation, cellular component: plasma membrane. Lineage: Eukaryota; Metazoa; Mollusca; Gastropoda; Aplysiida; Aplysiidae. Gene Ontology annotation, molecular function: metalloendopeptidase activity. The record is from RefSeq and is a predicted model, not a curated record.